AAGCACAAUAACCUUUCUGUCACUGAAAGGGUAAAAUGGGAAUUCUUCAAUGUCCCUCUUGUUGCCACUACUCAUCAUCAUCACAACACCAUGAAGAUCACCAACAACAAUCCCAUCACUCAAAUUCCAACAAUACCCUUCUCCAUUCAGAAUCAUCAACCUCUUCCUCUCUUUCUUCACAACCAAGUCUACCUUCAGUUCCUUCCCUAACAACCUCACAACAACUCCAACAACAAGAGCUUGUAACCACCAUCAACGGUCACUCCUCCGCAAUCUUCUGCCUCGCACUCCACGGUAAGUUUCUCUACAGCGGAUCCUCCAGCAGCGAGAUAAGGAGACACCGAAAAGACACUUUUGCCCCUGAUCACAACGUUCUUGCAACAACCACCAACAGUGCCGUUAAGUCCAUGACCGUUUUCGGUGAUAAGCUUUUCACCGCUCACCAAGACCACAAAAUCCGAGUCUGGAAAAUCCAAGAACAAGAACAAGAACCCUACAAAUGCAUAGCGACGCUUCCAACGUUCAACGACAGAAUCUGGAAGCUCUUCUCUUCCAAGAACUACGUUCAAGUUCGGCGCCACAAGAAGUCGACGUGGGUGCACCACGUGGACACAGUCUCCGCCGUCGCCAUAUCCAUCGAUGGAACACUCUUAUACUCCGCUUCGUGGGAUCGGACCUUCAAGAUUUGGCGAACCUCCGAUUUCAAGUGCUUGGAGUCCGUUAACGCGCACGAAGACGCCAUCAACGCGCUGGUGGUUUCACGCGCCGGUGUAGUUUACACUGGAUCAGCUGAUAAGAAGAUAAAAAUAUGGAAGAAACUUGAGAAUUCAAAGAGGCAUGCGCUUGUGGGGACGUUGGAGAAGCAUAAAUCGGCGGUGAACGCGUUGGCGCUCAGCGCCGAUGGGUUGGUUUUGUACUCCGGCGCAUGUGAUAGGUCGAUUGUGGUGUGGGAGAAGGAGAAGGAGGAGGAAGGAGGAGGCGAUGGAAAUGUGAAGAUGGUGGUUGUUGGAGCGUUGAGAGGACACACGAAAGCAAUACUGUGUUUGGUUGCAAUGGUGGAUUUGGUGGUGAGUGGUUCGGCGGAUAAUAGUGUUAGGGUGUGGCGGCGGAGAGGGAUUAGUGUUAAUAGCGAGAAGAGUUGUUAUUCUUGUUUGGCUGUGUUGGAAGGACAUAGAAGACCGGUGAAGUGUUUGGCUGUGGCAGUUGAAUCCGCCGACAACUGUGGUGGUGAUGAUGAGAAUAGUGGUGGUGGCGAUGGUGGUAAUUCUUAUUUGGUUUAUAGUGGUAGUUUGGACUGUGGCAUUAGAGUUUGGAGAAUAAGGGUUCCCUUGUUUUGAUAUUCUUUGUAAUUUUAUUUUUAGAAAUUUUUUCUUAUCAUUCAUUGAAUUUGUAAAUAAUAUGAGGAGUUUUUCUGGAUAUUCUGUUUUGUU
Molecule: messenger RNA, 1430 nt
Organism: Arachis stenosperma
Lineage: Eukaryota; Viridiplantae; Streptophyta; Magnoliopsida; Fabales; Fabaceae
Product: protein JINGUBANG-like
Exons: 1
Coding region: 36-1337 (433 amino acids)
Molecular function (GO): protein binding
Source: RefSeq, a predicted model, not a curated record